UCUACAUAACAAUCGUGGUUGUACCGAGCCGAUAUCAUUAGCUGCUGAAUCAAGAUGUAAGCUUCAAUCGUUGUGAAAGUUUGCUGACUGCUUGGCCGCGCGUGACCAGAAGCGCCUGGGCAAGAUCUAAUUUGGAAGAUGGCGGAAGAUCGACGAAGAGAGCAUCAACUCAAAAUGGGCUAAGUUUGUCCUGUUUUCAACAGGAUCAUGAGUCUAAUGAGACAGGUUAGCCUUCUCCCGGCAGGCUGUCAACCUUGGAACCUUGAUGUUUGCGCUGCAAGCAGCAGUGGAGAUCGAUUUGCCUAUUGUGCGACCCUCGCUGUUUACGUUUACGAGUUGGAUCCACAGUUUAAAGAAUUCCGCUUGUCUGUGAUCUUGGCUCAGCACAGGAAGACAAUCACAUGCAUCACCUGGCAUCCUCAAAACCCUGAUCUGCUCGCAACAUCAAGUAGUGAUUGUAAAAUUUACAUAUGGAGUGUGUCACAGGAAAGAGUGAUUGGUACCUUAGAGAGUAUCAAAUCCACUCCUUCCUGUAUAGGUUGGUGUCCUCAAGAUCGGGAUUCUAUUGCAUAUAUUUCAGGGCGUGGGCCUUUGUGUAUUUGGAACUAUGCAACCCGUGACUAUACUAUGAUCUUCAAACAUCUAGAAUCUAUGACAUUUUUCUCAGAAGUGUGUCAGUUUCGCUGGAAUCAAAGAAAAGUUGGAAAACUUGUCUUUGGCCAUAACGAUGGUAGUAUAUCUGUCGUAAAUCCUGGACAGAAAGCAUUUAAACAUUACUUAAGACCAGAACCCUUUGAAGAUUAUGAUGAAGAAGAUCCUGUGAUCAGUCUGGAAUGGGACCCAUUAUCAGUGGAUUACCUGUUGGUCGCCAACUCACACGGCAGCCUGAGGUUGAUUGACACUGACUCAAUGACUGUCAUCAUGAAUUUCAAGUUACCAAGCUCUGCAACAAAGAUUCACACACUCUCUUGGGUUUCCUCUGCUCCUGGAGUGUUUGUGACGGGAGAUGCCCAAGGAGGUAUUCUUCGUGUUUGGAAUGUGUCCAAAAGCUCUCCAUUGACCAGCAUUAAAUUAAAAAUGACCAGCUUUCAUGCACUGACUGUUGUUCAACCUGACCAGAACUUAUUAUCAAUUAAUAAUAAUCAAACAUCCUCAGGAAUGUCGUCAACCUCAGUAGCAGUUCAGCCUCCAUCCCAGCCAAAUCACAUCACUUAUGCACUUCCACCUGCAAGAAUUCUUUGUGCCUUUAUGGAUGGCGGAGUUGGAUUGUAUGACUUAGCAAAACGGAAGUGGAGCUUUCUUAGAGACAUGGGACAUAUAGAGACAAUAUUUGAUUGCAAGUUUAAGCCUGAAAAUCCAGAUUUGUUGGCAACAGCUUCCUUUGAUGGAACCAUCAAAGUCUGGGAUGUUAACACUAUGACUGCAGUGCAUUCAUCUCCAGGCAAUGAAGGAAUCAUCUAUGCACUUUCUUGGUCACCUGGAGAUGUCAAUUGUCUGUGUGGAGCAACAGCUAAGCAUGGAGUCUUCAUAUGGGAUAUAAGCAAAGAAAAGAUUAUCAAGAGAUUUACUGAACAUGGAAAGCAACAUGUUUACAAUGUGAGCUGGAAUCACAAAGAUUCAAGGAGAAUUGCUUCCUGCAGUGCAGAUGGAACAUGUGUUGUAAGGCAAGUGGAUGGAACUUUAGUCAAAAGAUACAAACACCCUGGUCCUGUCUAUGGCUGUGAUUGGAGUCUCAAUAACAGAGAUAUGAUUGCUACUGGUUGUGAGGACAAAUGCGUGAGGGUGUUUUAUGUUGCUGCCAGCACAGAUCUGCCUUUAAAAGUAUUUUCUGGUCAUGCAGCAAAGAUUUUUCAUGUGAAAUGGAGUCCUAUCAGAGAGGCAAUCCUCUGCAGUGGUUCAGAUGAUGGAACCAUUAAAGUGUGGGACUAUACUGAGGAUUCAUGCGUGCAUACGUUAGAAGGGCACAAGGCACCUGUGCGUGGCCUGCUGUGGAACCCAGAAAUUCCUUACCUUCUAAUUUCAGGCAGCUGGGACUAUGCCAUUAAGAUUUGGGAUACGAGAGAUGGAACCUGUCUAGAAACUGUGUUGGAUCACGGAGCGGAUGUGUAUGGUUUGACUUGCCACAGAAAUAGACCAUUUACAGUCGCAUCGUGUUCUCGCGAUUCCACCGUCAGAAUCUGGUGCAUAUCGCAUUUGGCGUGUUCCUUGCAGAUCGAUGUUCUAGCUGAAAGACCCCUUGAUGACCUUAUAACCACUAACACAGCAGCCAUGUCAUCUGGCGGCACACCUCUGUUAAAUGGAAGAGUUUCACGAGAAUUAAAAGCAAAUGUGGCAACCAAAGGAGAAGCAUCUCAUUUGUCAGCAGUAAAACUGUUCUCGGACUUUUUCACUCCUCCUUGCGGAGCUAAGAAUUUGUGGGACUUGGUGUUUGUGUUACGAGACGGCGACGACAAUUUAUUACCAGCAACUUACAGCAAAGGGAUUUUGCACACAAAACAUCUUGUCAGACACAAAGCAUCUGAGGCACAAGAGUUAGAAACCGUUCGAGCAAUGUCCAGGAGAGGAGGUCUGAUGUCAAAAAAAGAGGACAGGAUCAGAGAAGCGGCAAAUCUCCAUGUCAAGAUUGGUCAGCUACAGAGAUACUGUGAGCUGAUGGUCGAACUGGGCGAGUGGGACAGAGCACUUGCUAUGGCUCCUGGAAUCUCAAUGGAUUAUUGGAGAGAACUAAUGGAAAGACGAACUUCGCAACUUAUGAGGGAAGAUGACGACUCCGCUGUCCCAUACUGUGUUUCGUUAGGAGACGCGGCGAAGCUCGUGUCUUUCUUUUCGUCACGCGGUCAGCUUCACGACGCCUUAUUAGCGGCGCAAGUGGCGUGCGAGGGAGGACUAACUCUACCGCAGAAAAAGGAAAACAAGAUUCCUGAUCUGAGAAAAAACGACGUCUUACCUUCUCUGAUCAAUCACAUGACUGACGAGAACAAAGGUCUUCUUCAGUCAGCAAGUACUGCGUUAGCUGACUGGUAUUUUUAUUGUGGACAACCUGUGCUGGCCGCAUGUUGUCACUUGGCUGUGGGAGAUAUCGAGUUUGCUUUGUCGAAGCUCAUUCGAGGGAAUGAACUGGAACUAGCAGUCAGUAUGGGAAUGGUGCUUAGCGAAAACAGUCACAUGUAUCAUCAAGCUGUUGAACUUCUGGCCAGAAAAUGUGAAAGACUUGGGAAAUGGGACACGUGUAUUCUUCUUCUCAAGUCAUUGCCUUCUUGUGAGAACCAGCUCUUCAAGACGUGUGCCAGGUGUCAGGGAACUGUUACAGAAGUGAACGAAUUGCACGAAAAGGCUGGAUUGCCAAGCGUAGAGGAUUGUUUACAAAAAGCUCAGCAGUUAUGUGAUGAGAACAAAUUCAUGGACGCCAUGAAGUACUACCUUGUUUCCUCUUCUCCUGAGCUAGCGCUCGACAUCGGACUCAAUCUCGUGCGAGAUGUUAUGAGUAAACCUUAUUGGGUCUUAGAUGACGUACUGACAGUCCUUCGGUGGAUGUCGUCUAUUAGAACAGACCGGCUGCAACAAAGCAGGGCAUCCAAACAGAGACAGGAACUGUUGGCACUGAGUGCCUACCUCGGAGCACUCUUGGCAAUAAGAAGAAAAUACACUCCGAUCAUUCACCCUCUCUUCAAACAUGCAAGGUACGCACUGCAGAAACAGAGUAUGCUAUAUUCACCCUACAAACAGUCCUUAUUCUCCUUCAGCCCCUCGCCCUUAGAUUACCAGAAGUGAUUAACAUGUAACUUCUCUCUCUAUCAUCCAUACAUU
Molecule: messenger RNA, 3807 nt
Organism: Stylophora pistillata
Lineage: Eukaryota; Metazoa; Cnidaria; Anthozoa; Scleractinia; Pocilloporidae
Product: WD repeat-containing protein 17
Molecular function (GO): protein binding
Source: RefSeq, a predicted model, not a curated record